Chelonoidis abingdonii (Abingdon island giant tortoise) is the source of this 2259-nucleotide messenger RNA. RefSeq lists its product as uncharacterized. NCBI's taxonomy places the organism in Eukaryota, Metazoa, Chordata, Testudines, Testudinidae. The record is from RefSeq and is a predicted model, not a curated record.
UACUUGGUCCAUAUGGCAGUCUGAGUCACAUCCAAGAGUGACAUAGGUCCAUCAUCACAAUGGUCUGACCUAGCUUAUCCACCUCACUACCUGGGCACCUUUCUUUGGUGCUGCUGUUGCCAUGACCAGCACCAUUGGGAAGACAAGAGUAAAGAUGGUGUACUAACCCCUGCCAACUCCUUUUCUAACUAUGGUUCUGCUAGGAGAGAAGAUUCCCAAUAGCUGCCUUUCCAUCAGUGAGUCCUACCAGAAUGUCCUAGCUACCAUCCUACUCUUCUUGGGGCUCCUUGCCUUACUGGAUAAUGCCAUCAAAAUUGCCCGCCUGAUCUGGAUUUACCUGUGUCAGUUUCUGAAGAGACUCUUCCAUUAUUUCACCACCAAAGCAUACAGAUGGAUCAAGGCUCUAACAGCCAUUUCCCGCAGCAAGAAUUCCAGUGGCCGGAAGGAACUGGUGCUGACCAAAGGCCAGAGAAAUAUCUCCAUGUUGCACUUCCACUGCACUCUGGAUCCUCUGAGGCUAACUGUGAACAUGAACAACCUAAAUGGGCUGAAAAGCCACUGUCCCCAGGGUCACAGGAAGGACAAAGGUUACCAUGGUUCCGGGCCAACCCAUCAAGACACUGAUGAUGAGAAAGCCAGUUGGUAUGGGCACCAGCAGCAACACCGCCAGGUGAACAACCGGCCUAACCCAGGUCAACGUUACCGUGACUGGGCAAGCCAGUCCAGCUCCCGUCACUCAGACAGUGACAGUCCUCAGCUAGUGUGCCCGGCUGGAUCCACUGUGUCAUCAGUGCGUUUUCACACCAGCUCCCCAGAGCAGGUUGCCAAGGCCAGAGGCAGCUUGGCUGACUGGGGCAUUUACAUACACAACCCAAAGGGGGUCACUAGGGAUAAAGAGCUCAGCUUGGACAGUGCAGAAGAAACUACACGACGGCAGAGUUUCCUGCAUCAAUCUGCUGUUCCAAACACAGAGGAACCCAUCAGCCUCCGUUCAGAGUGCUCUCCUGUGCACAUUCACCCCCAAGUCAAUGAGGCACACUUCAUGCCCAGCCCAAUCUUCCCAGGCCCUAAGCGGGUACUGUACUCUGCCCUGGCUCCCACCCCAGAGUCCAGAACCUGUCUCAACAAUGAUUACCACCACUCAGUGACCCAGGCAUAUCAUCAGAGGAGUCCUGAGCACCAUUCUGGGACUGAAUUUCACCACAGCUUGCCACUGGUCCAGCGAGCCGAAGUCUACAUUUAUCUUGUCAACCCACUGCCUCUCGGCCCAGAGCACACAGCUGAACAGUCCACCUGCCCCUUUUCGGCAUCUCGCACCAUCUUUGUCAAGGACACAUUGGCAAACCGGGUAUCUGUUGGCCACACCUGGGAAAGUUCCAACCAAGGCCCAACGGGGCAGAUUAUCUGUGACACUCACACACAACGCAAGAGCAUCUGGGAGAGAAAACACCAAGCUAGCACACUGCAGUUGAGCCCAGAUUAUGAGAAGCUGGCAGGAAGCAGUGAUGGUGCCAGCCUGAUCCACAACCCACCUCUCCUGGCAGACACGACAAGAGGAGGUUCUGAAACAGCACCACCCAAUAUUAGCAAUUGAAGGUACCAUACAACUGGAUUUACCACCCAGCUGACUUCAAUUCCUGAGAUUCUGAUGCCUGGUGAACCCUGGGGGAUCUGAACUAGGUGGGUGGGAAUAGUACAAAUGGCAUUCUCUGCUAUUUUGUGGUGUUCUCAGGACGUGCUGGUUUCAAUAAAUAGCAAAGCACAAAGCUCCUAGUUAUGCAGAUUCUCUGUAGUGACAGCUGCGGGUGUGGGAAGAGCCCAGGUGGCAAGGCUUCUUCAUUCUUCUUCACUUGUACAUUUUGACCCCACUCAGGUUUCUUAGGUAUGCAUUGCAAUUCAGUCUCCGUGGCAGGAAUGCUCAAGUGAGUAUGAGCUCCAUGAUUUCUCCUCUAAACAGGUAUUAAUUUUGGGCACAUAAUUGUCAGUAGGUGUAAUAAAAUGUGUCUCUGGUCUUGGCACAAAUGAGAAACUUCCUGCAGACCAUCUUGGGAUCAAGAACAGAAAUAGCCAUUCUGAUGAAGAUUCCAGUUCUCACCCCCAUCCCAUACCAUCCUGGGAAACUGGUAUAGGCAUGCUCAUUGGGUAUCAGAAUUUGAGAAGCAUGCCUCCCAUGUGCCCUUCCUAUCUAGAGAUGUCACUCCUAUCAGUUCCAAAGUUACCUGCAUUCCACACAAAUUUCAUGUCCCCUUUCCUAUUGAU